ACACACACACACACACACACACACACACCUGACUUCAGUAGUGAAUGUGAUCCAUACCCGGCGGCGACUAUCGCACGUACGCACCACUUCUCUCCUCAAGGACAUAGUCUCUGAAGCUGAAGAUGCUGGCAUCGCAGGCGGCGGUGCGUGGACUGCAGCGGAGCCUCUGGAGGGCGCUGUCCACUGCCCGCUGUGUGCAAGCCGCCCAUGGGAAAGAUGUUAGUGCAGAUGUCCUGGACUGUUCCCAGCCGCAGUACUGCAACCGCCCGGACACACCCCUGCCGGACAUACCCUUUGUGAGGAACCUUACUGCAGAUCAGAUGAAGCUGAAGGAAAAGGAGAAAGGACCCUGGACCAAGCUCACCAUGGAGGAGAAGCUGGCAUUGUACCGGCUCUCCCAUGAGCUCACCUACGCCGAGAUGAGGAAGGGCACCAAUGAGUGGAAGACCGUGGUUGGUGUAAUCCUCUAUUUCAUGGGGUUCACCGGCCUGGUGGUGUGGUGGCAGCGUGUAUACGUCUACGGAGAUGUGCCCCAAACUUUCUCCGAGGACUGGGUGGAGAAGCAGACCAAACGGAUGCUUGACAUGAGGACCAACCCCAUCCAAGGCAUCUCCACACACUGGGACUACGACAAGAAGCAGUGGAAGUAGGCGAGAGAUGGAGGGAAGGUGUGGGGUUGUGAUCACUGUCAUGGGGGCCCAGCAUGACCCCCGAAAAAAGCCUGUCACUCAUGAAUGUGCUGCAGCCUUAACAUGUACUCUUACUGAAACAGAAUAAAGGCCCAAAAAGCCAGCAUAACACGUACGAUGCAGGUAUGUUAUAGGGUAAAUGAAAUCUCAGGUAU
Scleropages formosus (Asian bonytongue) is the source of this 844-nucleotide messenger RNA. It is a transcript of the gene cox4i1l, whose product is annotated as cytochrome c oxidase subunit 4I1, like. Gene Ontology annotation, cellular component: respiratory chain complex IV. The record is from RefSeq and is a predicted model, not a curated record. Lineage: Eukaryota; Metazoa; Chordata; Actinopteri; Osteoglossiformes; Osteoglossidae. Gene Ontology annotation, biological process: mitochondrial electron transport, cytochrome c to oxygen. Bases 123 to 650 code for a protein of 175 amino acids. The transcript has 5 exons.